Molecule: messenger RNA, 44605 nt
Organism: Xyrichtys novacula (pearly razorfish)
Lineage: Eukaryota; Metazoa; Chordata; Actinopteri; Labriformes; Labridae
Source: the annotation of a GenBank genome assembly
UAUUGCUUGUUAAUGAAGUGGACAAAAAAUUAGGAACCCAUUUAGAUUUAACACACUCCAGCUCACCCAUUAUACAAUAGAUUGGAAGAGCAUUCAGAUUGCAUGUCUUUACAGUUUACCUGCAGUAAGAGAUAUCAGGGGGCACUUUUAAUUAAAUGUUGGAAAGGCAUCCAGGAGGGCCCCUUUUCAUUUUUCAAAGUAAGAGAAUACAGAGAGCACUUUUUUUGCAUUAAAUAAUAUGAAACAUAAAAAAGCCCCCCUCCGUUGUACAGUUGUACUUUAAUAUAAACACUAAAAGGCCACUUAGGGUAUUUUUAAAUAUCUUAUUAGACUACCAAAACACUCUGUCAUGUUAGACCUGCAAAUUUGGCGGUUUUUCUUGCAGUUUCCACAGACAGGGCAGGGUGUAUUAUGAUGCCCAGCUGUUGAUAAUGAUAUAGCUGGCCGGUUUAUUUCGCCAGCCUUUUUAACGCUGAUAUGGACUCCUGCGCUCUGCACAAAGUUUAAUUUCUAGGUCUGCAAGAUCAGGGCCCUCUGAUUGGCUAAGAGGAACAAGUGUACAACACGUAAACUGACGUCAAUUUACAAAGACGAAUGAUGUGGCAAAAAUCAAAGGGCGAUUGAAAAAAAUAGUUCCAGUGUUAUAUUUGUCCUUUUUCAGUUUUGAGCUGCAUCAAUAUGUAGAUGUUUUGUGUUUUGAAGUAAACAUUGUACUCUUGAAAUACAACAUUAAAUAUGUAAUUAUACACUCCGUUCUGUUGUUAUAAGGAAAGAGUGAGUGCGUAUCCCUCCGCCUCAUUGAGCAAACUUCCAUUUCCGGGAUGUUUCUCCGCUGAACAGUUUCCUCCGCCAUUGCAGGUCCGGAGAGUCGGUGUAGAGUCAGUCGGUCGGUCGUUAGCCGGGGGACGACAGAAGAAGAGCCGCUUCAGGACGAACAGAGAAGUACCAUCACACCGACAGCACGAUCUUCAGGAGGCUUUGAGGCUUUAAUUAAUUUGGACUUUAGAUUAGAGGCUCCCUGGCUGUGCUGUCUGUCGGAUCUGAGAGAAGAAGAAGAAGCCGUAGUUAGUCCGCGUCAGGAGAAACCGGAGGAGAGAGAGGAACCGCCAUGGCUCAGAUCCUGCCGAUUCGCUUCCAGGAGCACCUGCAGGUAAACGGAUGAAUGGAUGUCGAAAUUGUUGCCCUAAGUUUGUAUUCCAGUCGUGAUAACUACGAGAUUUUCGGCAGCUACAGAAACUCUUGACACCAAGGCUGCUAGCAAGCUAAGUUAGCUUACCUCAGCUAUGCUAACUAGCUUGACAGGGCGGAUGACGUUUAUCUUAGUUAGCAUCUAGCAUCGUUGCUAACACUCUGGCCACGGCCACCCACACUUGUUCGUUAAAUAAAUCAGAAUAAUCCGCAAAUGACACUCUAAUGGAGAUUGGAAUUCACACUUUUGAUAAAUGUUAGUGUUUCACCGGUUCAAUAUUUAUCUUAUGGUGAGUACAGACGCCGAAAUAGUCUUUAAUUGUCCUGUAGUAAUACACAUAACAGGCAUGAAGUUAUCAUACGGACGGUUACUGUUCAUAUGACUGUUCAUAAGGUCAACUGAUAAUGGAUUGAUCAUUGUUUAUCAUCUUAUAGCCUGACAUUAUCAAAUACUAUCAUAUAUUUAAGUAGCUAUCACAUAGUUACAGCUUAUAAGAAAGAGUAGAUUUUUAAUUGUAAGCCUCAGUUAACAUGGAUGAUUGGCGUUGACAGGUACGGAAGCCUUUUGUGGACAAGCAUUCAGACAUUUUAAUGACUUAGUUUUCCCAGUUAAUCCCAGUUUCCAGAUCAUUUUAGCUGUUUUUGAGUUUAGUUAAGUUUUGAUUGAUUCUUUGUUUCAGAUUAUUUCACUUCUCACUCCAGAUCAGGUCAUUUCUCCUUUAUUGUGAUUGAACUAUUUUGUAAAGAAGUGUUUGAUAGAUAUGUAAACAGUAGAUAUUAGCCUACUUUAGUUGUUGGGGCAUUUAUGCUUUCUUACGUUAACUGUCAAAUGUGACAAGGAAUUUUUCACUUUCAUUCAUAAAAAUUAGUGGUCCAACAGAUCAUGAAUCUCUUUGGUUCUGUUUUGGUAUGACAAGAGCUGUGCAUUUUAACACCAUUACAAAUCACGACAAACCUGGACUUCUUUUUCUUGAUAAAGUGAUUUAAAAAAUCUGAGUAUAAAAGACUGGAAUAUAAAAAGUGGAUAACUUGGGUAACCAAAUCAGGGACAUCAGCUUUACAAGCAGAAACCAGAAGCAUGUUGGUGAAUAAUAACUUGUAUCAUACACACAUUGAUUAUCUGAAGAUGUGUGUGUGUCUUUGCAUGCUACUGCCUCAGCAUGUGCUGUAUAUAGAGCAUGCAUUUACUACUAGAUCAUAUGUUUUUGACUGAAAGCAGCACAGUUUAAUGGAGUGUAUUUGGGCAAGUUUACAGCAACAGACCACAGUAAGCUGCACUGUAACUAACAAUAAAUUGCUGAUUGUUGUUAAACACCACCUGAUACCUGCAUAGAAAAUGCAAACAUAGUGAAGUGACGCAGAGAAAAGUCAAAGGCUGGUUAGAAUACCUAAACAUAACGAAUAAUGGAUGCUUUACAACCUGUUUCCAUCUUGAAGUUUAUAAAGAACUUGUAUUAUUUUGUCAGCAGCCAUCUAUAUUGUUCACAUACUACUUAAACAUUUCACUUUUUUACAUUUUCCAUCAAUCUGCAGUUCGUAUAUAGCCAAACUGUGGGAAGUGAUCUGAACUUAUCCCAGAUCACUGCAGCCCAUGACACCACUUAUAGAAAGAAGCACUACUAAUUCUUAUUAAAAUAGAUCAAAAAGAACAACAUAGAAGACAGAUGUAAAUUUAAAUUUGUGUUUAAACAAAUGCUUUUUCACAUUGGAUGUGCUUGCUCCCUUGUAUGAAGUAUCUUGCUGCUUAGGGGGCACUUCGCUGUGCCGUUAUCCUUUUCAAUGAAGCUUAUCCAGACUUAAAAGUCCUUGCUGUGGUCAGCCGCGAUCCUGUUCUCACAACUUUGUUGACAUUCCCCAUCACAAAUGACGUAAUGUUACCGUCGGACUGCAAAACUCUCACUGAGGUUUAAUCCUGAAAGAUUCAUGUUGCUGUUAAGAGCCAAAAAACAGGAACCUAAAAUUCACAUGCUGCAAGGAAUCAAUAAAUCAGAAACAUAGCGCUUGUUCGUACAACUCCUGAUUAGACUUCUUGAUUGGUUACAAAAGACUCAAAUGAACACUAAAGCGUGUGUACGAUGUAAAAGUAAAUGAGACCACUGAUGACAGUAUUCACAAUUUCAGUAUUUUAAUUUUAAUACCUGUACUUGCUGUUAGGGGAAAUUUACGCUAAAGAAACAGCCAUAGUUACUUUUCCUUGACGCAAAUAUUUAUGGCGAGUCAUACAUUUUACUGUAAAAAGACAAAAGGAGGAGAUUUCUUUGUUAAUCAACUCUACAAUCACAAGGAUGAGACCAAAUCAGCUACAAUAUAAGAAUUCCCACUUUGUCCACAGGGGGCACCAACAUCAACAGAGACAGAAAGUUCCUCACAGGAGCUUUAAACAAACACAGAUGUGAGUUAGCUUACUUCGUCAGUAUGGGCAAUGACAGCAUGGCAUUCUGCUGUCUGGUCUUUCACAGUGACAAAGACAUUUUCUAGAUCACCUAAAAGUAUCCCAUCAUCGUAAGAGACAAUGUAUAAAGAAUUUAAACGACAAAACAAGACUUUACUUAUCUGGAAAAACAAAGGUAAUAAUGUUUUUAGUUGCAUGUCCCCCUCAGGCUUCUGUAGAAAUGUAAAGUUGGCAUAACCCUAUAAUUUGACAGUGAUUACCUGAGCUCAGCAGGAUAUCACGUUGGCUGGUUGUAGAAAUGGUCAUGUGGUCUGUUGGCUCGUACAGUGACUGUGUAAAACUUGGCUGCUGCUCAAAAAUGUACUGAGAAAGACUUCUGAUCCUGUUUGUGAGGCAAACCCUCCCUUUGAUAUGGCUGAACUAGAGCUGACUUUACACAUUUACAAAAAGCACUAAACAAGCAGGUGCUGUCCUGGAUUGUGCUGCCCUGUGUACUAUCUAGACUGAGCUUUCCUCUUGGUUUAAAGGACCACACCUUUACUACAAUCUCAAUUAAACUGCCACUAGGACAGGUUGAGGAAGUGGAAUCUCUCCAAGCUUAUGGAUUAAGUCUGCAGUGCUGACUGUCAGGAUGUAAUGAAUAAAUGAUAGUGACUUUUGGUGUGGCAGUGUAGCUUUAAAUGAGAAAUGUGAUCUAGCUACCUGCAACUUAGAGAAAAUCAUUUGUUUAUUCACCUUGUUUUUUGUUUUGUUUUCUUGCCUGGCAUUGGCACAGAACAUUCCGGGUUUCACAGUCUUACCGACUCACUAUUUACUCUUUGCCUUAAUGCAGAUAAUAAAGAAAUGAUAAAAGUGAUACCUUUUGACUUAGAUGCAGAUAGUAACCUUUGAUCAGGGUCUGAAACAAAGCGUAGCUAUCACUGUGGCAGGUGAUUUAAUGUUUCUACUGCUCUCAGCCUUUUUAAAAAAUGUUAUUUGGAAAUAAGUACAAACCUGAAGUUCGAUAGUAGACAUGUGGAAAGUAUUAUAAAGCUUUAAUCCUAAUAUUUGUCAGUGUAAUAAACCCGUCUGACAAAGUCUAAGGUGACCUAAAUUUCUCACCUGCCACAAGCCAACAUUCACCCCACAUUUGGCAGGUGGUGGCAGGUGCUUAUUUAAUUCCCUGCCUGUGAUCCAGGCUGUUCUUGUUGCCUCCUCUUGAUUUUCUUACUUUCCUAAGGGCUGUCUCUCUGCCCAACAGUGGGUUAUAAUCACACUGUUUUGAAAUUGAUCACUGGAAAGAGGUCAGAGGUCAGGGUCAGUUCCAUCAUGGGAGUUGACCAUGACUUUCAGUGGCAGAGUAAAUGUUUGAGCUCAGGCGUCCUUGCCUUAGGAAUAUUACCCUGCUUCAAGGAAAAAAGUCACGUUACUUAUCAGAAAAGUAAAGAUCAGGUGGAUGUUGUUCUCAGAUUGUCAUUUGUGUUUGCUUUAAUUGAGUCAAGAAGAAAAAUGCUACCAUCCCUUAUAGUUUGUACAAGCAUUUACCAGUUUGUGCAGUAAGUAGUUUAUAUAUAGCAUAUCCUAAUUGAUUGUAUAGUGACUGAGCUGUGCAACAAAGCCAUGCAAAGCUCUGUUGUGAAUGCAGUGACAAAGAAAUAUUUGUGGAAUGAGCUUUGACUCCUUUGUUAGGUCGUCUUGAGUGCAGUAAUAAUGGGAGUGUGAAGGGAGCAGAACAGAGGAGGCGAAUAACUGUCUCUAUAAUGGUUUGAAUUGAGCUGAUCUAUAUUUAUAUAAAACAACUGGAUUAGCAUCAUUCAUAUUUUGUGCAGUUCUGCUGUCUUUUGUCAUUGACAGAAGCUGCCAGUGACUGAAUUUUGCUCUCCAUUAUGUGUGUCAUUGCCACUUCACAAGGUCAUUUCGUGUGACUAAGCAACUCCCAAGGGAUCUCCAGCAACUAUCACUAAUGCAUGACCUGCAUAUGCUGUUUCAUACAUGUUUCACAGCAUGCAUCACUUGAGCAGAUCAUGCAGAAUAUUAAAAUCCACAGUUCGAUUAUUUGGGACAGUUAACCUCAAUGAUUUAAUUUGUGUUCCCAUUUUGCAGUUGCUUCUUUCUGAAUGGUUUGUCCCAAAGUGUAAGGCAGUUCUAUCCUGCUUGCUGUCUAUUUGUCAACUACUACAUGAUGCAACAAAGGAGGAGGGGCUUCUGCUGGCUUUUUGACACAGUGAUAGACACAAAAGAGACACUGGUUCCAAGGGAGAUGAUCUUGACGUUGGUGUUAAUUCAGCUUAAGUGCUGUCAGGAUUCUCUCACGCAGCUAUUGCAGCUUUCAGUCAACAGUUUAACCAGCCUGGUUUGCCUUGCAACUUAAAAGUUAACCUUGAUUGAUUACUGUGAUUUCAAGCAGACCGCCCAGCUAGCGGCAAACAUGAAAUCAGUGAGACGACUAUGCAAUCAUUUGAACCAAUGCAGUCAUUUCAUAGUGAAUAUUCAUUUUAAAAGCAUUCAUAAACAAAAGGCCUUACUGUGAGGGACUGACUGCACCCUUAUAGAGGGAUGUGAUCAAUUGGCAACACUAGUCUUAUCACAUAAAAAAAAAAAACACUUUAGAGUUUGACUCCAGGCAGUUUGGAUCAGAGGCAUCAUCGAACUUUGUGAUUCAUUUGAGCAAAUUUUCUGCCUUGCAAAAGCAACUCAAAAAUCUUGAGUUUGCACACAGUAAUGAUGCUUGUAAACACAAUUUUAUGAGGAAAAACAGGAAUUCCCCUUUAUGCUUUACUUUGAAUGUUAAUAUGGAUAAUAUCUACGUGUUAUCUUUUAUAGGAGUGUUUUUUUUUCAAUAACAGCUGGAGUCAGUAAACUGAACAAUCAUAUAUUGUUCUUCUCAGUUGUUUAAUUUAGAUUUUUUUUUGCCACAUUGAAAAUUGUUUAAAGCAUUGCCAAGCAUUGAAAAAGUAAAGACUACCUACCUAGUGAACUUUUUUUUAAAGAGCUUACAUGCAUGGUUCAUCAGGAAACAUUUUUAUCAGGAUUAGAUCCUUCCGGACCAAAUAUAAGGAGCUAACCUGCAGAGACAGCUGUUGCUCAAAAGCAAGCCUUUACUCCUAAUCUGUGCUUUCUGUCUCCCAGUCCUUCUGCCUUCCUCUCUCUCCCUCUGUUCUCUGUCAUCCGCUUGACUUGCAUGGCUUGCAUAUUUAUAUGUCAGCCAUUUAUAUAGUGUAGUGAAAAGUCAAGUUAACAGAACUAUUAUUGCACAAGUGUCAAGUAACAGCUCUGGAACCAUUUCCUUACAUCUUUUGCCCACACAAGAAUACAUUUAGUUUAUCGUGAAUUUCACCUCUUUUAUUUAUACUAGGAUAAUAAAAAAAUAGAGAUGUUUAUGAAUGAUUCUUUGCUACCAAUAUCAGAACCUACUACCAAGAAACUUUUCAGUGCCAUGGUCCUGCAUGAUCAGAAUCUGUUAUCUGUUGAAGACUGGUCCUUGAUACCUGGGUGUGUUCUCUCUGUGAUCAUUGAAAGUGAAUCCUAUGUUUUUUUAUAGAGCCUAGUAAUUGUUGAAAAAGCCAUCUCUUGCAAAUAUUUAAUAAACAGGGUUUGGCAAGCCAGUUUUUCUCCUAGUUAGAAAGAAUAUUGACGAUUUUUUUUGGGGAAAAAAAGGACCUAAACCUAUGCAUCAUUAUGUUUCUUUAAAUAAACUUUAAUGAUUCAUAAAUAUUCACAGAUUUACUAUACAAAGCAUGCCAUCAGUUCAGGCUAUGCAAACUUGAUUAAAUAGCAAAGAACAGUUUUGUUGAAUGAAUUUAAGCAUCCUUAGACCCCCAGUGUUUUUUAAAUUUCAAAUAUUUUGCUAAUCAAAGAGAACAAAAGGAAUAGCUUGCCACACAAAGACGAAUUUCCCCAGUUACAUUUUAAUUGAAGGUUCACUGAGCUGCAUGGGAUUAAUAAACAAGUGUUUCCUUUUCAAGAAAACAAAAGUGACUGAUUUUCUCUGAAUACUAAUAUAAGGGAAAGUGUAUUUGGUAUUCAUGUUAAGAUAUGCGUGAAGUUUUGAAUUAGAUGUUAGUAACUUGAGAAGUGAUUUUCUUUCUUUAAUAUUUGAAAACAUAUACAAAACACUCUGUCUGUAAAUGCGGGUAAUUUGGAUUCAUUUGCAGGAGUAUUUUAUCUUUGCUGUUCCCAAUGUGGGAGCAGCGUUUGUUCAUUGUGCCAUGCUCUUUAAAUAUCACCUUUCAAGUUUGCAUUGUGCACUUUGAUCUGGGCUAGUAACUGAGCAGCUGAUAUCUCGUGACAGGCUGCUGAGAAUACAAACCUGCUGAACGCUUGACAUUCUGCACUCCUGUCUAAAUGCAAGAUAAGUGUGCAUUUUGAAGAAAAAGGAAACUGCAGUCCCAAACCACUUCAGCAGAACUGGCCCAGAGUAAAGAUGGACAGGGUCCAGAAACGCAUGCAUUCCUUCCUCCCUCCUUCCUCCUUAUCUAACAGUAAAGGCAGCCCUCUUGCUCCUCGCCCCCUGGACUAGUCACAUGUCCACCCUCCAGUGUCACAUGGUUGUGGAGGGGGCAGCCCUGGGUAGGCCUGUUGUUUCAGUCCUAGCAGACAAUGGGUUCCUGGUUUCCUGUUGUGGAGCGCUACAGUGAAGUGCUGCAAGCCUCAGCACAUUACAUAGCACAUCCUUCCCUGCCCUGCCUUGAACUUAACAUGUACGGGGCACACACAGGCCUUUUUUCUGCUGAGCAAGUUGCUGCUUUCCCUUGAAGGAAGAGCACACAGGUUAAAUCCACAGAUGGGACUCCCUUUAGGUCACUAUGAAUGGUGCAAAUCUGCUGAAUGACUCCUCAUCUUUUGAAGUCAGUAGCAGCUGUCAGCUCAAUUUGAAUGACUUUUGAUGGGAAUUUACUCAGCUAAAGGUGGCGUGAGGAAUCCUUUUUUUGUACAUUAGACAAGAGAUGCCAACUUGUAUCUGUUUUAUGCAUGUUAGGCCUUGUUGCACUGGCUGCAGUGGAGCCUUCACAUGCUUGAGAAAUAUACAACAUACAAAAGAUGAUGAAGGGCUUUGUUGCAGUUUCCUUUAUCCAUGGGUGAAGUCAGAACAGAAAUAAAGGAUUGUUGUCACAACAUAAAUAAUCUCUGUUCUACUGCAGUGAAUCCAAAUAAAUUUGUAUUUAUCUUGUAUGCCAAGGUAAUCCCAAGGUCUUAUUUAAGUGAUAUGUUCGUGACUUGUUGUAAUGGGAUGUUAUUCCUUGUUUUCCCUCUAGUUCUCAUUCCUUGAUGAAAUUAUGGGAUUUGUUUUGACUUAAGAUGGCGUGUUUUUGGUUCUUCUCAGCCAUGCAUUUACUCACCCUGUGAAUAGAGCCGAUAACAGGAGAGGGCCCUGCUCCAUAAUCCAAGCUUCUGCUUUGCCCCCUGAACAAAAGUCUAUAAUUAUUAUUAUCAUUUCUAACCAGUUCAGAAUACUGCAAGUCUUCUCACAUUUUGUCAAUCGACAGUGUGCUUCAGUUGCCUGCUUGCAAUGCCAUUUGCUUCUGUGAUGACUGUCUAUGAAGUUAGCUGAACAACUUUUUGUGUCCCAGGACCAGAAAUAUAGGAUUAAACAGUCAGAGUUUCAUAUUUAAACAGUCUAAUCUUAUUCUAGUGACAAAAAUACGAAUCAAGGCUCAUAUUAUUGAACAUGAAGCAUGUACAUGGCGGCCCAUCAGCGCCUCCCACUCUGGAGCUGAUCAGUGCCUGUACUGGUCAAUGCUUAUGUUUUUUAUAGGGAGCGGGACAGUGUGUAUUAGCAGUGCCCAGAUGCAUCUUUUUGUCACAAUUGAAUGUGGCAAAAUCAUGGCGCUUUAAGUGGAGCGUAGGAGUAACUGAAGGGUUGAGUGUUGAGUGUGAAGGUUACUUUCAGAAGUGGUGAGUGUUUUAUACUAAGGAGAUUUGUAACUUUUAUUACAGAGACUAUGAUGACAUGUUGAUGCAUGCAGAAAUAUAACUAACUACAGCACUAUCAGUGUUUGUUAAACACUUUGUCAAGUGGACUAGUAAGAGAUUAUCAUGUUACCUCUGAUGUUAAGUGUAACCAAAGUGAUAAAACAGACAAAGAUAAAUGACCCUCAUUCUCCGCCCUCUGAAGGCGCUGAGGAGGCUGUCUUUCUGCCUGGCUGACAUUAGCCUCGGAGGACUUGGUGAGCCGUAUUAAAAUUAAUUUUCUGCUCAUUUGCUUGGUGAUUAUACUGUCUGUAGUGCAGAACUAGUCCAGCAGGAUCACUUAUCAUAGACAUGCUCUCCUAUGAUGUCAUUUCACUAAAGAUUUGGUCCAGGAAGCCAUUGGAGUGGGCAGGGAGCGAGGCGGAGAAGUAGAGUUUAUGGUUUGUCGAGGGACUAAUGAUAGUGAUGCAGGGUGUAAUAGUGAGUCACUACCUCUUGCUGGUAUUUCUGUCGCUGCCAUUUUGUUGGCCUGCUGCCCAAGUCUUGGCAAUUACAUCAGGGAUGCAUCCGCUGCUCAUUUAAAUAAACUCCCUCUCUUGACUGUUCGUUUCAUUCCACAAUCAUGCUUUAUGCUACAUGUAUGUCUCAUCCUUUAAUCAUAAGCAGAAUACUAUGUUGAUCAUCUUUAUAAGGCAGGGUUGCGCAUUAACUUUUAUUGCCAGUAGCUUGAUGUACAUAAUGUCUGUCAGAUCUGUAGGUCUAACUCCAGGUAACAUAGCUUAUCAUUCAAAAAGGUUGUGACUAGGACUGGGGCGAUAAACAGAAAAUUUACAGACACCAAAAUUUACGACAAUAGUCAUUUUGCCCGUAUCGGUAUAUUUGGUGUCAAAAAAAUAAAAAGAUUAAAGUCAGCUUUGGAUGUGUGUAGGUAGGGUAUGGUCUCAUGUCCCUUUUUAAGACACUGUUCUUUGUCAGAGUCGUGACUCCACCCCAUCCAGUCUGUAACAAAGAGGGAAAAACAGGUGAGGAGAUGGAGGAAGGUUCAAAGUUAUGGCGGCUGAAGUAGACGAAUUUAAUGUGGGAGAGGAACUGCUCAAUGUGUAGUGAUAUUGAUUUGAGGCCAUAUCGCCAAGCCCUAGCUGUGACAUUGCAAUGUUCUGUGGAUUUCUUCAGGGUAUGAUUUGCCCAUUACUAGCAUCUACAUGCACUGCAGGUGUGAACACAAGUUAAAAACUCUGAGGUCCCAUUAGCUUAGCAGUCGGUAAGUGUCCCCACAACAUUAACAACCACAAAGACCAGCAAGACAACACUGUCUUAUCUGUCGAGCUUAAAAUGAUGUAUUGUCCAGCCCUAGUAUCUGAUCUUCUGCUCCUUUUCUUAAAAACCCAAAUAAAACAUGGUGAAUGUGAAUACUUUUCACUUCUCUCUCUCUCUCUCUCUCUCUCUCUCUCUCUCUCUCUCUCUCUCUCUUUCUACACACACACACACACACACACACACACACACUUUCUCUCUUUCUAUGUUUUGCUUUGCAACAGCUUUUGGUGAGAAAAAUAAGACAAAAUGUUUUUCCAUUAGCUUUGGUGCUUUUGGAUAUAAUUAAAUAUAAAAAAGAAUAGAGCUUUUUUUGUAUUUAACCACGUGGUAUUGAAAAUAAUGAAAAAAGCAAAAAAAAAACAACUUAAUGACAAAGUUUCUACAGUGAAGAAUAACGCACACAUUUAAGUGGACCUUAGCUGCUAUCCGGUCUGCCUUUUUCUGUCCUGGUUUUGGUCUCCUGGGAUUCCCAAACCAGAGCUUAUACUAACAGCUGAGCUCAAAGCAACAGCACCAUGGCUCGGACAGGUGAGGAUAAAACACAAACUUUCUGUGUUGUUUGUAGCUCCACUGGUUUGACCUGCUUUCUCCCAAAAUUCCUGCUUGUUGAUGUCACAGCAGUUUUAGCCCACAGCUGUGUUUCAAUAUGAGGUUUCCAUAGAAAACCAGUCCAACAAACCUGACUGCAGCUCGACAGCAUCUGACUGUCUAUGUUUGUUUUCCUUUAAUUCAAGGGACUGAAGUACCUUUCUCAUUGUGAUCGGGCCGUGCUGCUCUUUCCUGUUUUAUGACGGGCUUUUCAUUGUGAAUGAAAGGGCUUCCUGCAGAUCCCAAAAUAGAUGGCGGAGAGGGUGAGAGACAGAGAGAGAGCACACACAUCUAUCUGGAAAUAAUUAUUGAGGAUAGCCUCUCUUCUCUGCUCAACAAAUGCACACAUCAUCAGUCUGGUGUAGUAAGAUAAGAGCAAAGAACUAGAGCAUGUCAAACAGUUAGUUUACACACUCAGAGGUCUUACAGGAGCUGCUUGUUCUUGUUUGACAAAAGAUGAUCAUCUUGAUCUGAAUUAGUUUUAUAAAUCCUUUCUUUCUGUGCAGCUCCUCUCACUUAAUCCGGUGUUUGUGUGACUGAAGUUUCAGUAAACUUAGCUUCCGUCUUUGACAAUAGCAGCGAUAAGAGGCAUGAAAAGCAAUGACAUUUCAGAUGAUGUCACCCCCUCGCAGCAGUAAAGGAAAAAAAAAAAGUGAAACACAGAAUGAAUACUUGCCACAGAUCAGUUUCUGCUCUUUCCCUAUAGCAGGUAGCAGCACUGGUUCUGUGAGGUCAGUUAUUGCAGUGUCAUUGAGAGGGAACCAGGUUACACACAAGGGAAGAAUGUGGGUGGGACAGGUCUGAGGGGGAGGGUGUGUCCUGUCAUUGAUAAAAGGUGUUCCCGUUUCGUUGAGCUGUUCCUGGAACUGUGGUUUGUGUUUGCUGAUUAGGACUCUACUUUGGCAGGUUGUUGACUGUAGAGUCAGAGUAUACCAUCAGCAGGGCUUGAAAUGAAGCAACACAGUGAUGAAACACAGCUGUAGCUGAAAAACCCAGGAGGCUUCUAAGCCGAGAUCUAAUUUGUGGUCAGAGAACAGCUUUGACAUUUCAACAUUUAGAUUAUGGGGCCUGUAAUAAUGACAUUUGCCGACCGAUGGCAGGCAGAGAAAAAGUGUCAUUAUUAUUAGCCAUUAGUUGAAUGGUCUUAAUGUAAUUAUCUUAGAGUCCAGGGGCUGACCUUACAUGUUUAGAAGAGGUUCUGUGAGAUUUCAAGUUUUUUGCUGCUGCAGCUCUACACACAGUUUAUCAGUCUUGUGUUGCUGUAAUAGUAUUUACGGUAAGCCACAAACCGUACUAAAAUAGACAGAUCUAUCAGACAGUAUUUGGAGUUCAGAUUAGGCCUGUCAACUUUGGCCAAUUGACUCUCUCUUUUCAGCCUGGUUACCUUAUGAAAUCUCUGCCACAUGCUCCUUAUGCAGAGGGAAAUGUUCAAAUGUUAGAUUUCUCUUCUGUAUGCCUGUUUUUUUUUAUUUUGAUAUUUAAACAUAUAUUAGAAUACAUUAUAUUUGUUGACAGCCCUAAUUCAGAUAAAUAUUGUGAUUGAAAUACUGGUUGCAGAAAAAUAAUUGUAAAUAACAAAUCAGAAAUUCCUUUUGUGCAUAACGGAUUGUCAGUUGAACUACCUGUGAUCAUCUCUUUGGCAAAUUAGAACUGUUGUUGUCUAUUAAAAUAAGAAAAAUAAGAACUCUCCUCACAGUGACUGGAGUUUGAUCAGGAAAUCAUGCUGCAAAUUUGUACAAUUGUGGUUUAUUUCUGAUACGUUGUGAAAGAAGAGGAAGUUGCAACACUUAAACGUGGCCUAUAGAAAAUGAAUUUGGCAGUUUCAUUUCCUCCAGAUCCAGGCUUACUUCACGACAUUUUCAGUUUGUUUGCAGGAAGACAUUGUGCUCCUGUUUGUGUAAUCAUCACAUUUAAGCUUUAGUCAUGUCUUCUUUUAUGGCUACAGUCUGGCUUUCAGUGGUUCAGUUUGUAACUGUUACAAUGAGACAUGGUUUGUGUCGUACCAGAGUGUUGACAUUCCUGCCUGGGGCUGUUCUGGCACCGUCCUUGGUAGGUAUUGCUGUGUCAGGGUUUGUGUAGGGCCGACAGGAUGCCCUGUUUCCAGCCCUGGCAGUUAUCUGUGCUGCAGAGCUGACUGCUGUCAUAUUCUGCAAAGUCAUUAACAAGCAUUAACCAGAUUUUGAUUUUUGCAAGUUAAAACUUAUUUUUGCCAUCAAUAACAUUCCUUGUUUUGCUCAGACAUGAGGAGAGUAGAGAAAAACUCGAAACAUUGCACAACCCUCAGGAUUUAAAUGAGAUUCAGGAUUCAUGAGCUGAUUGUCCAUCUGUGUUUAGUCCAAACUCUCAUGCUACUCAUGGCGCAGCAUUUUAAACUACUCCAAGAAGUCAGACCUUGAAAAGCUGCUGUUAUUUAGACUUAAAUGUUGUGUAAUGUGGUUGUAGUUUCCUCUUGGGCCCACGCUUUGGAGCUUGGCGUCGGAGUCGCUCUCCACCCAGCCCAGCUCUGUAUUUGUUGUGACCACUGCACAGCUCCACAGCUCCAUGUGUCCAAAGAGCUGCUGCUCAGUGUCGGCCUCAGUGACCUCAUUGUCUGGCUGUGGGUGAGCGAGGCAGCUGAGCAGGGCGUCAAAGCCCUCUCGUAAGACUUCUGUCAUUGUUUGGUAAGCACCAGGCGGAUCAGUUUGAUUUUUUGAAGUCGAUACUCUGCAAAUAUGCACAGCAGCAUCGAAUUAUCACUUCCUGCUUUUUUACUGCAAAACUUUCUCUCCCUGUUUUUUGGCAAGUGUUUGCCUGGGGUUCUCACGGGAUAUACUGCACUAGUUUGAAGUGAAAUAAGAAAAACCUUUUACUCAAAUGGCAGCCUGGAAUGGAGUUUUUUGGGGGAAUGAAAGAUGACCUCAACCAGGAGUGGAUGUUGAUAUUUCAGGCACUGGCCUCACAGGCAACCAAGUACCUGAAAUUGCUGACUAAAGCACAGUUUUGGUAGCAGUGGAUGUCACUUAAGUGGUUAUGGAAAACAGAGAGAAGGCAUUUCUAUAUAAUGUGAUGCAGCUGUAGAUUAAAGCAUCCCUUCAAUUCAUGGCACAAAAUCAAUCAAUCCAAAAUCAAGAUUUUACUUCAAGAGAUGUGGAGCAUUAGUUUUAAACAACAUUGCAUAAAUGAGUCAGGAUAGAGUGAAAUAAGCUAAAAAAUAAAAAAGUUUAUUUUUUUUCAUACACAAACACACACAAAACUACAAAUGACAAAGACAUGACUCUGAACACAGGUCUAUUUCUGGGAGUAAACUCUUUACUCAUGCCAGCAGCCAUGUUGUUGCUGUAUGCGUUUGUCUCUGUAGAAGGUAAAUGAAGGGGGAGGAGUAGGGGGAUGCAAACAACAGGAGCCAAGGGGAGAGUGAUGGAGGAAGUUCCAGAGAAAAUCCUGAUUUCAAUUUUUCUAACUGAUCCAAAACUACAAACGCAAAUUGAUUGAUUUAAUCGAUUUAUCGCACAGCCCUAGGUCAGGUUUUUGCAAUUGAAGUAAAUUUGAAGUUUAUGGAUAAGCGACACAGGCCACAAUAGAGUUGUAAAUGUUCAGCCCUGUCUUUGUUUUCAUUGUACCUUAAGGGAUACAGACUUGUGGAUUUUUGCUGAUAUUCAAUAUAUAAUAUAAUAUGUUUUCAGACUCCUUUUGGCUAACGCUGAUACUGAAGCUCAUCCAAGUUCAUUAUCUGUCAGCAGAAGCCUGCAGGUGUUAAUGGUGGUGUUGUUUUCCCUCUCAUAUCACCUGGGCCUUACAAGUAUUACGAACUGAUAUUUUGAAACGUAAAAAUACUUCCAUACAGCCAACAUGUUAAAGCUUGUUGGUGUGUAGAAGCUGUUAUUGCAUGAGAAUAAUUAAUGCAGCUGUUCAUGUUGGCAGAAAUGUUCAUAUCUGCUGGUAACAUUAAUAUACCAAUAAUACUGUGCAUUUCUGUAUUUUUUUACUCCACUGGACCUUUUAAAGGCUGUUUUUUCACAAUCUAACACAUCUGUUAUUUUCUCUUUUCUCUCGUAGCUCCAAAACUUAGGGAUCAACCCGGCCAACAUCGGCUUCAGCACCCUCACUAUGGAGUCGGAUAAAUUCAUCUGUAUCCGAGAAAAGGUGGGCGAGCAGACUCAGGUGGUGAUCAUCGACAUGGCCGACCCCAAUACACCCAUCCGCAGGCCUAUCUCAGCGGACAGCGCCAUCAUGAAUCCAGCCAGCAAAGUCAUUGCACUUAAAGGUAAGACAGUGUGUUGACACAGCAAAGGCUCUAUUUGUCUAAAUAAGUGUAGGAAUAACAAGAGAUGACUACUUAAUGAAGCUUCACUGUUGUAUUCAAUCUAACUCCACAUUAAGGGACCUGCAGCAUGAAAUUCAGGCAUGUUUAAAUUAAGCAACAUUAUCAGUUUGUUAUAAAGAGUAUUUCUAGAUUAUCCUCAUUUAUUUAUGUCCAUACACAUCCAGCUACUUUAUUUCUCCACUGUGAGCUAGUUUUGAUUGACCAACAUGUAUGCCUUCAACAAACAUUUGUCCUGUAAAUAUUCAGUAUAGCAUAUUUUUAUUCAUUUUGUCCAGCAUCCAUGAUUGCUUUGACUUUUUUGUUGUUUUUGUUUUUGUCUUUUCUAUGUUCUUUUUUUUUUUUCUUUACUGCUUUCUUAUGUGUUUGCAGACGGUGAGUUGAAAUUUAACUACUUCAUUGUGGAAGUAAAAUCCUGUUUUCAAGACAGAAUUUAUAAAAAUGAUCACAACAAGAAGAUGGCCUAGCUUUUACUUUUCUUUUUUUUGAUAUAUAUAUGUAAUCUGUUUUUUGGGAAAUCUGACAUAUUUUAACUCCCGGGCCAUUCAAAUGCUUCUUCAUAAACAGGAUUUAUCUUUCACAGCCUUUUAGCUUGCUGGCAUUUCAUCAUUUUUAUUACAUGUACAAGUGAUUUAGAACCAGUUUUACAUGUGGUAAUAUUGUGGGUCAAAAUGAUUUCAUUUUAAUUCACAUUUCUUCUUAAUUUUCAUUUGAAAUUCAUGUCUCCUUUCAUUCGUGUGAAGUGAUAAUUACCCACACCUGCCGUUUCAUGUGUUCUCCAGCUGUGUUUAAUAUUCGUCAGAUCAUUCAGCAACUCUUGACGCUUUCAUUGUCCUCUACACCAAGUUUAGUCUUUGUUUAGCCACCAGAGAGAGUAGGCAUAAAGUUGUGUGGCCUCAGAAGCUGCGUAGAUUUGGUGUUUGUUUUAAUGGGACCUCCUCCUAACAUGAGUACUUCCAGAUGAGGUAUGAGCAGCAGCAGCAGCAGGGACAGACUUUGGCCUGUGAAGCUCACAUGUCAGGGUGUGAAAAAUAAAGUUAAGCUGUCCAGCAGCUCCAACAGCCCAACAAUCCCAUGUGUCCAUCUGUCUGAGUUCAGCUUGUGGCCUUAUCCAACUAUCACAACAACAUUUUGUAAGCCAAACAGCUUGCGUCUUAAGAUUUGUAGCUCAAGUCUUUCCAAGUACCGACUGGGUGUCUGAGGCUCCCUUCAGGUGUUUUUGGUCUUUUGUGAUCAAUAAAUCAUUUAAUUCAAUUAUGAAAGCAUAUGGAUAUGGCCUGUUUAAAGCUGAGCUCAUUUAUUAAUCUAUAAAGCAACAAGUAAAUCUCUCAACAGUCUUGGCUUGAGUGAUUUCAGCAAGGAUUAAGAAAGAAACAGAUCAGUAUCAGUUCAGUUGGAAGAGAGGCAAAACAUUUGCCUGUGCACUAGUAUCUGCUUUGUCAAAUUUAUACUUCCCAAAUUUUUUGCUCAAACGCAACCACUUCAUAAAAGACUAGCCUGACAGUUUAAUCUCAUACACAAGUACUGUAAUCCGUACACCUGCACAGGGAGCUUCAGCACCUUUACAAGGAGCUGAAUUGACAAUGUGAAUUAAUUUCAGAUAGAUGUAUUUGCUUAAAAUGAACUAGCUGUCCUCCCUUUAAUUGUAUUUGUUUGAUGACGACGUGGUACAAUGUGCAGUUGGAAAAAGUGUGUACUCAACUUUUAUAGAGCUCAUUGCUGACAAUCAUGUGACAUACACACACAUUACAAUAGUCCUAUCUCUGUCUGGUUAAAUUUUACACAGCAUACCCAAAAAGCUUUUUCAUCUGCAGUUUGUCUAAAAAGCAGACUGAUUAUAAAGGGACUUUUACCCUUAUCUAGAUCAUUACCUUUUACUUUUUACCCAAAUAUUUUUAAAUGUGUGCAAAUGCCCAAAAGUCUAUGUUUGACAGGUCAUGAUGAGGACACCUUCUGCUAAAACUAAGAGACAAACAUAGAAAGAUGCAUCAUCAGUUGUUGUUGUUACAAUGAUGUAAAGUACCUAUCUUUGGCUCACUAUUAAUGCAGCGUAGGAUCAUUGUAAACCUUUCCUCCCUCUUUCUACCCCCUACCGUCUUCCUGCUCAGUCUACCAUGAUGAUCCUACUCAGCCGGCCUUGUCAUGUGACACAGUAUCAAGCUUUAACCUCUUCAUGUAACCAUCUCUGAAGAACCGUCUCAAAACCGCCACAACCUCUGAUCAUGAAAACUAUGAAUUAAAUAAAUCCCUUUUGCUUUGCUCUUAUAAUAAAUCUGGCUGCUGCAUUAAGUGGUUCAUUCUUCACACCACUAUUUUAAUCUGAUCCCAUGGCUCAGUGAUGGCAAAUUGAUCUCUACAGUUGUGCUAAUGCAUCAGUAUUUGCUUUUUUUUUUUUUUUUCCUCCCUCUAUAAUGAAAACUGAAUAAUGAACAACCAAAGAAGUCACACUGCUUCUAAAUAAAGCUUUAGCUCUCUAAAUUAACAAAAACUAAUACAAAAAAAAAAUCAGGUGAGUAACAGUUUUUUUGAACAUUUAGUGUCUGAUCUCUUCUCCGAACAUGGUAACACUAAUUUAACUUUAAUUCUAGACACUCAAAUAUGAUGUGAAUCAUCUCCGGACACUUUUUCUUUGACCCUUCUCUGAAAGCCUGAAAAUUGCUUGAUACUCUUCCCUUUAUUGUGCUUCUGUGUACCAGUUUAACUGUUGAACUCCACUGUUGUGUAUUUGACUCUGAUGAAGAUGUGUUUGCCUUUCUUGUGGGUUGUUUGUUACCUCUAUCCCCUGUCUGCUUUGACGCUCUCAAACACGGCUGUUUUUUGAUGGGGUGGGCCACGUAGUCGGAUAUGAUAAUACCUAAGAUGUAUUCUCUACUGUACUAUUCUAUUCUAUACUAUACUAUACUAUUAGGAAUGGGCGAUAAAUUAUUGUUCACGAAACACUGUCAGAAAAACCCUCCACGAUAAAUAUUUUCUAUCUCAUGAUAAAUUUGAGCGACUGACUCAAAGCUAUAGCCCACACAGAGCAGAAUAACAAACAAACAUGGCCGAAGACUAUGAAGAACACGUUUCUGAGCAGCUUGUUACUGAACAAGGCUCCACAUGAGGGAUUUUAUUUCAAGAUUGGCUUUUAGAUGAGGGCAAUCAGGUAUGCCUGACAUCGGACAGUGGAUCUGCUGCUGUUCACUCUGUGCAACAAGUUUUCAACAAAUGUUGAAAAUGUUUUCAAAUUUCAGACUUGUUUGAUGUCAUUAGUUUUCUCCAUAACCUACCACUCAAACUUGUGGUUAAGUGUCUUAUUUGACUAUGACAAAUGGUGUUCUCAAGACAUAAUGAGUCAAAGACCUAGAUAGGAAUUGUAAUAUUUUUUAUUGGGACUUUUAUCGUUAUCACCAGAUUGGCAAAACUUAUCGUGAUUAAUUUUUCAGCCCAUAUCGCCCAUCCCUAUAUACUAUACUAUACUAUACUAUACUAUACUAUACUAUACUGUACUAUACUGUACUAUACUAUACUAUACUAUACUGUACGAUACUAUGUAUUUAUUAAACAUAUUAGAAAAAGCAGUUACAUAUUACAACUCCAAAUUACAACACUAAAAACAGAUUUUGAUGGUUUUCAAGUCAUUUAAAGCCACUUUUUUGAUUCCAAAGACAUUACAUCAGAUGUUGAAAAUGAAAAAUUCUACCAUCUUGCUAAAACUAUAUGCUCAACAAAACACAAAGUUGUGUCAUGCUUAAAAAAAACCCUGUGUAGCAUCUACCAGUGAACAAGGUUUAUUUGACAGGUUUGUAACACAUCUGGAGACUAAAAGAGCAAUCUCUGAAAUGGAGCUUGAAAGAGAGUCACCACUCUAUAAGAGCAUGUUGCCAAAAAGAUCAACAUUUACAGAAUGAUGUCCCUCUGCAAAAUUUGAGGGAGUCUGUACAAAUCUCAGAAGGCCUAAAACUCGUACUGUAUUGGGAUGAUCUCUGUGCCUUUAAGUGGUGCCACAUUGAAAACAGACAAGACUCUGCAGUGAAAGUCACUGCGUGGGCUCAAAAUCACAUGGCUGUCAUUUACCAAUGCAGGUUUAAACUUUACCAUGCAAAGAAAAUCCAUACAUGCACAUGAUCCAGCAAAAGCUGUCUUUACUCUGAUCAAAAUAUAUCAUUCCUUUUGGAGACCAUGGACCACAGCGCAUGCUCUGCUCUAAAGAGAGGGACCAACCAGUGUAUUAUGAUACACAGUUAAAAAGCCAUGGUGGCAUGUGGAUGCAUAAGCUAACAUAUCUAGGCUGAUGUCAUUUUUGCUGGAAAAAAAAAAAAAACAGACACGGUUUUGAGCUCAACAGUUUUAGUCAAUAAUGUGAGGUAUUAAUGAUUAUUCUGUUUGUGGAAAUUUGCAACAAUCAACUUCUUACAAGUGUCUCAUAUCAUUAUCUUUGAUAAAGUCUUCUAUCGUUUCUUUGCUAGUGGGUCCCCAUCAAUUUUAGUAUGAAUAUUACAGAAUUUAAAAGGUUGAUAACCUGCUUGCAGUGCUAAUAAUUGACACGUUAAGCCUCAAGAAGCCAAAGUUGAAUUCACUCGUGUCAUUAUUUCUGUGAAACUGUCUCACCACACUCCAGAUUUACCACAACCUCCGACUACAGCAUGUAUGGCACCCCCUCUCUAUCCGUCAUGGCAUCCUUGCUUGAUGAACUCUCUGCCAUGACUGCCAAAAUUUCAAAUCUGAAUCUUUCUAUUGAAAUUUGGUGUUUCUUUUCCCUGUGUUAGUGACUGUUGUUGACGCACUUCUGUCAGAGUCCAUAACAUUUUCUGGGGGCCCGGCUCCUGCCCCCCUCUCUCUCCUCAUUUAGCCGCCAAAACUCUUCAGAUCUUCAACAUUGAGAUGAAGAGCAAGAUGAAGGCGCACACCAUGACGGACGAUGUUACCUUCUGGAAGUGGAUCUCCUUGAACACAGUUGCACUUGUGACUGACACUGCCGUCUACCACUGGAGCAUGGAGGGUGACUCACAGCCUGUCAAAGUCUUUGACCGCCACUCCAGCCUGGCAGGAUGCCAGAUCAUCAACUAUCGCACUGACGCCAAACAGAAAUGGCUGCUGCUCAUCGGCAUCUCAGCCCAGGUGAUCUGCUCCUCCUGUCUUCUCUGAUGAAUGUCUGAUAUAGUUGAGGGCUUUAAAACUGUAAAAACAGCCUCAUCACUGAGAGCCAGCAGGACGUAUCCAGCCUAAUACCCUCAUUAAAGUAAACUGUGGCUUCACCCUGACCACAAGUGUUGCUCUAAACUUAGAUAUGUUGUUUGUAUUACCUUUUCCAGCAAAAUCGGGUGGUGGGAGCCAUGCAGCUCUACUCUGUUGACAGAAAGGUCUCUCAGCCCAUCGAAGGCCAUGCUGCCAGCUUCGCUCAGUUCAAGAUGGAGGGAAACACAGAGGAGUCGACUUUGUUCUGCUUUGCUGUCAGAGGCCAGGCUGGAGGAAAGGUAACCUGUUUUAAAAACACUAUAGAAGCAAAAGCAGAUAUGAUGGUUAGCCAAUCUUUUGUGUUUGUUUCUUGAAUUUAUUGUUUUCCGUCUUUGUCUAGCUGCACAUAAUUGAAGUCGGGACACCACCAACUGGCAACCAGCCUUUUCCAAAGAAAGCAGUGGAUGUGUUCUUCCCUCCAGAAGCACAGAAUGACUUCCCUGUGGCCAUGCAGGUAAUGAGCACAAAUCCAUCACUGAUCGGUUUAGCUACAGCCAUGAAAGAAACAAACCCAAGUGUUACAAAAACUUAGUUAAUAAAAGUUUUAUACCGCAAUGAAAAUGACGAUAUGAUCUGAUGAAUUUACCUAAUUGUUAUGUGCAGUGGCAUACAACAUCAGUUUCUCUCAAAACUUUUCAUUAGGAAUAACCAUGUGGGAUGCGUCAUCUCACUUUUAAAAGAAUUUUGAAAAAUUAAAAAUACACAGUUCAAACAGAAUUGGAUAAGACAUUUAACAGAGCACAAACAAAACAAAGACUUAUUCAAUGCCCUUACAUUAAUGGGAAACUUGAAAGCUUAUGCUGUGACUCCAGUUCUGUCACAGCUCCUGAAAACCCUUGUGUAAAAAUGCCAGAGCCUGCAUGAAUCUGUUUGUCUUCUUGGCCCUGGACAGUCCUAGAGAUGAUACUGCUUCACGUAGGCAGUCAAAUUCUGCUGAACCUUGCUCCACUUGAUUGUGUUUCAGUAUUUUGGUGACAAGCUAGCUGGAGCCCUCAGAUUGAGACUGCAUGAUAUCGAGUAAGAUUAAUACUGUGAUACUCCUCCUUUCUGUAAUUUGUUUGAUGUAAUAUUAAACAAUAAGGGGUUUUAUAACUGAAAAAAGUGUAUUUGAAGUACUUAAACAACUAAAAUUUUCAGUAGCACUAUUAUACCAUUUAUAGUUUGGAUCUUUUAGUCUGUUUUCUGCUAUAAGAUCAAAUCCCCCUCAUACUUUCACCACACUAUGUCAAGCCCUCCGACAGCAGCUGUGGCACCUGCAUAUCACUACACACAUAUCUAGACUGAUUGAGGUUCUGCUUAUAAUGAAAGUAGUAAAAGACUUGGUACAAAUUUUAGGUCACCCAGAGCUGAAUUGUUGUCAUGAUCACUUAAGAGUGACAAUGCUUAUAAAUACUGCAGCACUGAUACCACAAACUCUGGACAAAAAGUUAAAAUCUCUCUCUAACUUUUGAAAAUUAGGUUGGGGGCUUUCUGCAUGAAAUUUUGCUCCAAAUAAAUGUAUACCAGCCAGGGUAGGCAAUAAAUAAACAUUCACGAUAAAUUGUCAGAAAAAUCCUCCAUGAUUAAUAUUUGCCAACUCAUGAUAAAUGUGAUAAAUGCAAGUUGAUGAUGUAAGCGUGAGCGACAGACUCACAGCCAUAGCCCACACAGAGCAGAAUAGCAAACAAACAUGGUAAAGUAUCUUAUUUGACUACUCCAACUGGUGUUCUCCAGACAAAAUGAGCCAAAAAUAUAGAUUGGAAUUGUAAUAUUUUUUAUCGGGACUUUUAUCGUUAUCACCAGAAUGGCAAAUCUUGUUGUGAAAAUUUUUUAGCCCAUAUCGCUCAUCCCUGAUACCCGCUCAUCUAAAUGUAUGCAAACAACACAGGGACAGUUUCCCUUGCAGUGUGGUUUAUAGCGCACUUAACUUUUUGCCUUUGCUCUGUGAAUGAGACCAUUUUUCAGGUUUAUAAUCCUCUGAACGAAUCAGACAUGAAGAAUUCGGUAUAAAAGCUUGUCUCUAAUACACACUUACCUCAUGACAGAACCUGGGACCUUUUGUCAGUAUUUAAAAAAUUAUGGCCCCAGUCUUCACUUGAAUUUUUACAGUGAAUUAAAGAUGGGAGUAUCCCCUGCUUUGACAAAUUGAAAAUGAAUAAGCUAGCAGGGCAUUAGACUAAUAAAAGUAUUAUUUUAUUCUUGCCAUAAUCGUAUUGACAACAAUGAUGUUUUAUGUUUUUUUUACAGAUAAGCUCCAAGCAAGAUGUGGUUUUCCUCAUUACCAAAUAUGGCUACAUUCACCUUUACGAUCUGGAAACAGGCACUUGCAUCUACAUGAACCGCAUCAGUGGAGAGACCAUCUUCGUCACCGCUCCACAUGAGGCCACCUCGGGCAUCAUCGGGGUCAACAGGAAGGGACAGGUGAGAAUGUCAACCAGUGCUCAUCUAUGUUUACCACGGCAGGUCGGUGAUGUAAAUGUCAGGGUGAAAAUUGUGCUGAUGAAAAUAAACAUUCUCCUUUAGCUCAAUAAGAAAGACACGACAGAGCCACAUCCUCAUUAUUCACUCUGUACGUCAACCUGAAGCAGGUUAAUGUUUGUAAACAAAACACUGACUUCAGCUGUUGUAUGGAGUAGCUACAGCAACUUCAAUAUUUGUCUGUUGUCUGCAUAUGAGCACAGACGUGGCUAAUUCUAAAGCUAACAGGCAUCAUAAAUAAUCCAUGGUGUAGUGUUCCUCACAGAGAGAGGGGAGCAGGUAGCAUCUUACUGCUUUUGUAAAGCUGAACCAGAGAGGAGAACUGGAUCCAACCAGCUGAUGAAUAAUGUUCCAGCCAGGCCACACACCACAUGAAUAAUUGAGCAGAGAGAGGAAAGCUGAUCUUAGGCUGUGACGGAUCUCGUUGUACGCUGAGGCAUAUGCAUGUGUGUGUGUACAUGUCACAUGGACACACACACACAUAGACAAACACACAGAGUGAUCUCAGGGAUAAUAGGCCACUGUCUCUGCCCUGUGGUGCUUCCAGAUUAGAGGGUUUGCUGCUGACAAAAUUGGUAAUCUGAUGCUAAGUUAUACAUCAGUACAGUGUUUUUUCAGCCAUUUGUUUGAAUAUUCUGUUGUGUUUGUCCACCAAACAACAAAAAAAGACUUUUUAGAGAAAAUCUGAGCGGAGGAUUUGAAAUUUCUGUUUGAUUUAUUGAUCCCGGGUUUAACUGGACAAGUAAAGCAGACAGGAGUUUUAAAAACAAAGUUGUCUGCUUAAUUAUUUCUAAUUGCUCAAAACAAUCAAGGAUGAUAAAUUGUUAGAAAUUUGAAACAAGAUUAUUUAAAGUUUGAGUCAUAGUUUUAUAGCAGUCUGGCUGUAAGCAAAUAAAGUCAAAUGAAUCCUUCUUCUAACCCAACAACCAUCCAGUGUGUUGAAUAGAAACAUGACGUAAUGGCUCAGGGAUGUGCUGUAGUGUCAGAAACAGAUAAGAAUAAAUCAAUACCAACACAACCUCAAUGGAAGUUAAGGUGCCAAGAGCCUAUCCAUAGAUGGACAUUGCAGGAAACAAUAAUAGCACCGACAAAGCCCCCUUGUUUUCACUCUUUUUACAUAUAAGUGGUCUCCAUCCACUUAUAAACUUACCCAUUACCAGUGUUUUUGCUCACACACGGCUUCAACUGGUACCUUUUAGAUGUCACCUUAAUUAAUCAACAAUCUAAAUCAAGAUCUUGUUAGCUUCUCACUGAUACGAUGACAUGAUCUGCUGCUAUAUCAAGACAUAAGAAGCUUGUGUUGCUCAUUGAAAAACUCUAUAUGUUAAAUCAAGCGUUUCCCAAACAAACAACCUGCUGCCCAUGGUACGAUUAAGAUGUGCUGGCUUCACUUUUGGGAGCUGUCAUGCACAUUGCAGCAUGUAAUAGAUAUACUAUUCAUGUAAAAUAACAGGGAGCCAACAAUUAGAAUUCAAAUAUCUGCUUCUGAAUACAAAGAGCAAGUUCCUCAGAGCAGCUGAGCUGUCGUUUUGAAGAUAAAGGCAAAGACUGAAUGAGAGGUGUGGUAAUACCACAAAUACCUCAUAGCACAUACUCUGUCUUGAAGAAUGCACAAAGGCCAAGAAGUCAAUUAUCGACAUCCUCCCCUUGAUGAUUACCCUUGAUGUCAAACCCAUUUGGCUCCUAUAAUUACUGUCAUGAUCUCAAUUAGGGAAGCACCAAAAUAACAUUUUAGCCAAAAGCUUUUUCAGCAUGGGGAUCUGUUGGAUCAUGACUCUGAGCAGAGCAGGCAGUGUGUUUGCAGCCAGCCUGGUCCAGCAAUGGGACGCAUGUUUAUACUGCACACGAGAGAGGCGGAGGAGGGAAGGAGACACACAGGGGGGACAAAAUGGAAAAAAGGGGGGAGGGGCUAAUCAACCACCCUUAAACACAUGAUGUGAGGUGAGAGGCACAGCCUGGUGCCCUCAAUCCUCUUAGUGCUGGUGCUCUCAUCCAAUCACAACCUCCACCUCUCCAUUCACGUCAUCAGUGUGGCAGAGACGUCUGAUGUCUGCACUGCAGUUUUACUAUUCUGUGUUUCUGUGUGUGUGUGUGUGUGUUUGUUUGACUCAGUGUAUCACUUGAUACCAAAGCUCAUGUGUCUUCAGAUGCUCUGUGCUGCAGUUGAGAAGAGUUGUUCUGCCAAGUUUAGUCUUUUUUUUUUUUCCAUCAGACUGAUACUUUUGAUCUACAUCUCUCCGAUUGUAAUCAUGCCUGACUUUGAUAUUAGCCUCUUUUCUGAGCUUUAUCCUCCUCCUGAAUCACACCUACACACCGAGUUUCAUCUGAGAUACCUUUGAUUACUUCUUCUUUUAUUUUAGGAACCUCACAUUAGUCCACCCACAUUGUGCUAAAUGAGUGACUCUACUUUGGUGGCAGGCAGAAUGAGGUUUAGUCACCCAUGCUAAAAGCCGGGGUGCUGACCUGCUGGUCUUGUUUGCAGAGGGGCAAACAUUGGCCGUCUUUCUCCUCCAGUUCCCCCUCCUCCUCUUUCCUUCAUCCUGCUCUUUUCAUUCAGCCCAGCCUCCUCUCUCUUCUCUCUCUGUUGCUAGACUGCUCACAAAAGCUGUGCGUUACACUGACCCACUAAUAAUACAUUUGCAUUCAGCAGCCACAACCCAAGGCCAGACAGGGUUUAAUGGAGUUGAAUGCUAUUGCACACAGUUGGGUUCUGCUGAGUGCGCUCACUCUGCUGAUUUCUGGCACAGGACAUGAAUAAAGAAUCGGCUGAUUUACGGUGGUGUCAUCUAGACGUGUUUAAGAUUGGUUACAUUUCAAAAGGCCAUUCAUUAGUUGUUGGUUUAUUGCUCUACUUUUAAUUCAGGGCCUGUCUAAACCAUGUGGGAGCUGGGAUGGGGGCAUCUGAGUUCAUCUCAGCAGACGUGUCAUAGAGAUUACAGGCGUAUGAAAGCAGCUGUUUACAAAAAUGAGCAAGUUUACAAACAUUGAUUUACUGGAGGUUGGUUCACUGUAGGAUGGUUGUGCCUACAGUUAAAAAAAGGAAAUAUUUUGAAUACUUUCACAUUAGUCUUUACAUUUUUGAAUUUUUGAAUAUCUUAGGGAGAGUUGAUUAGUGUCAAAACCGUAAGUAGACUGACUUUGUGGGAGAUGUCUGGUGUUAUCUGCUGUGAUCAAAACCUAACACUCUUUGGGUUAGCAUUAAGAGACUUAGUCCUCUUUUUUUUGAGAACUUCAGGCUCCCUCAGGUUCUUUAACAAAAUUUGCUUUAGAAAGAAACACACUUUUUAGACAAUGUUCUGCUUCCUGAUUUGUUCUGGAGCAAGUGAGUAAUAGAUGAUGACCAUUUUUUACAUGCUCAAGCCAAAUUGUUUGUAUUAUGUUAAGUUAUACUUAACUUAUAUUGUUUUAUACAUGAAUAUGCCCAGCUAAAAUGGGCCUGCAUGAACCUAAACUUAAACCAAAAUCAGAGUGCACGGGCCAUGCUUACAUACAGUAGGUUUGCAGGUACAGUUCAGCUCUCUUAGAUACAAAUUGUACAACCCACGGAGUCUUUUUCCUUUGGUGUACUUCUGAACAAUCAAAGGACGCCUGACUCAAAAUCUUGAACUUUUCGAUAAAGGGAUGUUUACAGGUACCACAGGGGAUAAAACUCUUUCUUGUCUGUACUUUCAUCCUCUGCUCACGCCUGGACUGAACAUUUUCAAACCUCAGCAAGAGUUUAUCUUUGAUGACACAGUGAAUUCACAGGGCGACACUUAAUACUUCACACUUAGUGGAAAAGACAACUGCAACACAAGCAUCAAAGAGCAAAUUUGAAAAAAAAUAAAUAAAUCAUGCAAAAUACAGAGUGAAAACAACACAAAUAUGCAGUCAUAACAGCAUACCCUCCACAGAAUAACACACUCAUACGUACAAACAAACUACAAACUCAGCCAGAUACAUAAACAAGUGAGGGCCUCAUCUGUUUUUUUAAGGUGUGUAAUGCAGUGUCUCAUUAACUAAAGCAAACGUGAUCAUGUGAAACAGGAUUGAUUUAAUCAGAACAUGAAGAAAAGGAAAAUAAAAACAACUGAAGACAAUGUUAGUUUGUUGAUCCUAAAGAGUCUUUUUGUUCCUCACAGAAAAGUUAUUUUCUAAUUAUCUUGAUCAGAUUGAAACAGACAAUGUGCAUAAAAGAGGCUGAGCUCUUCCAGCAUAGUGACAGUAUUCCUCUCACUCUGGUCUGUGUUUCACCUCAAUAUCGUUCAUCUAUCUGUGUACCACAGGUGCUGUCAGUCUGUGUGGAAGAGGAGAACAUCAUCCCUUACAUCACCAAUGUGCUGCAGAAUCCAGACCUGGCUCUCCGCUUAGCUGUCCGCAACAACCUCGCUGGCGGUGAGGAGCUCUUUGCUCGCAAGUUCAACAACCUGUUUGCUGCUGGAAACUACUCUGAGGCUGCCAAGGUCGCUGCCAAUGCACCAAAGGUACUUAUCAUCCUGUGAGCUUCAACCAGCAGCUCAACCAGCCCUGUAAAACUCCCCGAUAUAAAAACUCAUUUUAAGGUCAUGUGUUAUAAUCAGUUUAUUUUGGAUCUAUCAGCUGUUUAGAUAUCCUCUCACUUCAACAUUUCACUCUCAGGGAAUCCUGCGAACCCCAGACACUAUCCGCCGCUUCCAGGGUGUUCCCACUCAAGCCGGCCAGACCUCCCCCCUGCUGCAGUACUUUGGUAUCCUGUUGGACCAGGGCCAGCUCAACAAGUUUGAGUCCCUGGAGCUCUGCAGGCCGGUCCUCCAGCAGGGACGAAAGCAGCUCCUGGAGAAGUGGCUGAAGGAAGACAAGGUAUUUCAGAUCUCCAUCUCUGCAUUCACUCACAGGAAGUGGAGCUUCCUGAUCGGCCUGUUUGUUUACACGUCCCGCCUGUUUUCCUGAGUCAUGUGACAACAUCUGUUAUGCAAAGAAUUCCUGACAUUUCUUUCAAAACAUGAGCUUUUGGGCUGUCCCAGGCUGCUGCAAUGGUCAAAAAUAGAACCUGGGAAUUUAAUCUAAUCGGAGGAUAUGAAUUUUUAAAAUCAUUUUAAUUAAGCAUGUAUAAAAAUAUUAGAAAACCAUCAUGGAUUCCCACAUUUUUCAUUCUUCUUAUUCACAUUCUUCAAAUUUAGAACAACAAAGCAGAAAUAUAAAAGAUAAAGUCAAAUAAUAUCAUAAUCCCUGGUUUUAAAUUGGCCCUGAAGUUCUACAAGUUCUGAAUCUACUCUUCUUACCUUCCAGUUGGAGUGUUCAGAGGAACUGGGUGACCUGGUGAAGGCAGUGGAUCCCACCUUGGCUUUGAGUGUCUACCUGAGGGCUAACGUUCCCAACAAGGUCAUCCAGUGCUUUGCAGAGACUGGCCAGUUUCCCAAGAUUGUCCUGUAUGCUAAGAAGGUACGUUUGUACAUUUUAGGAGGUGUUUGGGCUCCUAAAGAUCUGCAAAUACCUGGAAUUAUUAAUCGAAGUAUUAAUUAUAAUCAAGUUCACCAUAGUUUGAAGUAUUUAAAUGUUUUAGCGAUAGACCCUUAACUUGAGUUCUGUCCUGUGUUUUUCCAGGUGGGCUACACCCCAGACUGGAUCUUUCUGCUCAGAAAUGUGAUGCGUAUCAACCCAGAACAAGGCCUGCAGUUUGCCCAGAUGUUGGUUCAGGAUGAAGAGCCACUGGCUGACAUCACACAGGUAAGAGGAACGAAGGAAAGAUCUCCAGGAUCCAUCGGGAACCAGGAGAUUUCAAUCAAAUACUUUAUGGAAUGAAAAACAGCGCAACUAGAAAAAAAAAAAGCUUAAAGAGAGUUCUAUAAUGAGCUGAGUGAACUGGGUUCUCCUGCUGAGAACUUUUUGAGGUUAGAGCAGGAUUUGCCUCGACUAAAAAUUACACCUUAUGAAGCCCCAGUUAAGUGGUUAAAUCUCAACUCUGCGUACAAAGGCUCCAGUCCUGGAAUCUAACAGACGUGGUUUAAAUGAGACCUGUGGCACUUAGACACUUCCUCCUCUAUUCACUGUUCUGUGGAUAAAGGCUCUAAAAGCUCCAACAUAACUUCUGAAAAUCAACAAAACUGUACGCUUUAUGUAAUAUCCACAAUCAGCAAUUCAACCACAAGUUUCCUUGAAAUUUGACUGAGUCAUGUGACUCACUCAGCAUGUGAGAAGCUCAGCUUUCCUGUAGUGUAGAGGAAAUCUGGUUCUUCCCCUGCUUCCUGCCUCUGCAGACACUCUGCACUGCGAAUGUGGACUGCUGACACAGCUUUCUUUGCUGCUGAAAGUGCUUUACUGGCAGCGAACUACAGUUUUCAGGAUAAAACCGUUUGCUUCGUAGACUUUCCUCUAUCUGUGGGAAUGGAAAUGAGCUUUUUUUCAGCCAGAUUUGCCCUUUGAUUGAAAAUUCCGUUAAGCAGCUUCCAAAUGUGGCCCCUUGAACUUUCAGUUUUAAUCCCAUUUGUGAUGAGAAAGUGUUUGUUGAAGGGAAGUGUUUUGAGCUCAGAAACCUCAGUGCAGACUUUUGGGUGGAAAGGUGAAGCAUGGUCCUGUCCUUCCAUGAGUUAAAUUUCUUUGUCUGAAUGUUUGUGCAGAUCGUGGAUGUGUUCAUGGAGUACAACCUGAUCCAGCAGUGCACCUCAUUCCUCCUGGAUGCUCUGAAGAACAACAGACCCUCAGAAGGACCCCUGCAGACUCGCCUGCUGGAGAUGAACCUCAUGCAUGCUCCACAGGUCCGCACACCUACUCUCAACUAAAGUAGAUCUAAUUGAUAAAGUGGAGCGUCCUUUCUUUUCUCACCUUUUUUGUUGCUUUUCCUCACUGCUGCAGGUUGCUGAUGCGAUUCUGGGCAACCAGAUGUUCACCAACUACGAUCGUGCUCACAUCGCUCAGCUGUGUGAGAAGGCCGGACUCCUGCAAAGAGCCCUGGAGCACUACACUGAUCUGUAUGACAUCAAGCGUGCUGUUGUGCACACACACCUGCUCAACCCAGAGGUGGGCUUUGGUUGCCUUUUGAGUGAACAGAAAUGGAAACUGGAUCCUGUUUUUGUGGUGUUUCUUUGAUUAUUGCAGAACACACAUUUGACUCUAAACAUUUCCUUGCUCCUCUUUUAGUGGCUGGUGAACUUCUUCGGCUCUCUGUCAGUGGAGGACUCUCUGGAGUGCCUCAGGGCCAUGCUGUCUGCCAACAUCCGCCAGAACCUGCAGAUCUGCGUCCAGGUGGCCUCAAAGUAUCACGAGCAGCUCACCACACAGGCUCUCACUGAGCUCUUUGAGUCCUUCAAGAGCUUUGAAGGUGAGAUAACAAACUCAGACCAGCACUCAGCUAAAUGUUUAUGUCUGUCCUAGGGAUGUCAGAUGUUAUAAAUCCUCUGUUGUUUUGUAGAAGUGCAACCUAACAAUAAAUCAACUUCGGUUUCAAACUCACUAGUUUCAGUGCCUAACCUAAAACCUCCCCUGUCAGUGAACUCAGAGAGUUGUCCUCCUGAUCGGUCAGAGAAGUAGACCAGAGCCGAGCAGGACGAUCAAUAGAUUGUAGAGAGCGACCCUGAGGUCACUGAGUUGAGCUAUUUCACUACCACAGAGCUAAUAUGGAGUGAGCCACUUGGAGGAACUUUUUUCCACCUUUUCAUGUCAGUUAUGUUCUUUCUGGACGCACCACUGGAUUAAGAGUGCUAACUGAAACACACCUGCACUUCCUUUAAGGCGUAGUUUAAGUGAUCAUUUUUCUCUGUUUCAGGUCUGUUCUACUUCUUGGGCUCUAUUGUGAACUUCAGUCAGGACCCCGAGGUUCACUUCAAGUACAUCCAGGCCGCCUGCAAGACAGGUCAGAUCAAAGAGGUGGAGAGGAUCUGCAGAGAGAGCAACUGCUAUGACCCUGAGCGUGUCAAGAACUUCCUCAAGGUAAAGCUGAAAUUGGAGAUGAGGAAUCAAACACCAAAAACCUUCUGCACCCCACUCCAAUCUCUCUCUCUGAAACACUCUGUUGACCUGGUCCUGAUCUACUUUAGCUUUUCUCAUUUUUUAAUCAUGACCAAAGACAUGAUAUUCAAGUGUCUCGCUUUUUUAAAUUGAUUUUUUUUUUUAAAGUCUAAUUUUAUUUUUAUUUACAUUCAUUUUCUUUGUUUCUAAGAUGCAUCAUGCAUUUUAAAGAUUUUAGCUUCAGUUCAUUCAUUAAAAAAACAUAACUAUCCCUAGAAAAUCCCAAGUAAUUUGACUGUUUUGGUUUAAAAUGUUCAGAGCAAAAAUCCUGACCGCGGCCAAUUAUCUUUUGUGCUUUUCCUCUUUUGUCUUUGGAAUGGCAGGACAUGUAUCAGGUAAAUUUAUCCUUUACAAAGGUGCAGGAUAUCUCCCUUUUUUGACUUUCACCCUCCCCCCUUUACUUAAGGCCCAGGAUUGAAACUGGGAUUUGUAUGGAGGUGUAUAACCUUAUAUACCACAGUUCCAUACACCCACCGGGGUGCAACCUUUGCUCUCUGAGCGCGCUGUAGCUCUAGUCACUCCGUGGUUGAGGUUGUUGGGGUGUUGUUCAGAUAUCUGAGGACAUUGAAGGUGUUUGUGUGUUCAGUGUGUAGUUCAUUCUAGGAGUCUGUAGUCAGUGCAGCAUGUUUCUGGAUGUUAUCAGUGAGGUGCACAAUCCCAGUUUGUUAAUCCUGUGUGAGUGUGGAUGACAGCAGUGUGUCACCAUACCAGUGUAACCAUUGUGGUAAAGAGGAGUAGUGCUCAGUGCUGUCCAGGGUUCACCUGAUCAUUGUUCAUACAGUAGGUAGAAGAGUUACUCUAUUAGAGGUCUCUGUCUUGUGAUUCUUCUGUGAAACACACUAAUAUGAAACCUGACAUCAUUGUUUAGUGACAAACCUUUUAUUUUUCCCUCUUUUAUAUCGUAUUAACUGUGGGAUUGUUUCACCACCAGAGGAAGGUUGACUGUAAAGAUUGAAAAUUAUAUUUUCAAUUUGAUACUCAGUGGCUCUGCUAAAUGUCUCACUUUUGUACACAGUUGUCCAAACAUCAACAGUUAGGGGUGUCAGUAUUUUGAUCUCCAAAAUCAAAAAGUCAAUCAAAAGGAGCUUUCGGUUUUGAUUGCUGAAAUGAAUCGAGGGAUUUCUCACCGUCAGUUUGUGUUGGACACUCAGUUAUCCAGCUGCAGCUCUAAAAUAGGUGAAAAUAUGACAUGAUUAUUCUAGUAUUUCCCUUUGUGGAGAAAAAAAAAGUCUUUUUGAGUUGGUGAGUGAACAAAGAUGCCUAAAAACGUUUGAAACCAUGAUGUAAACCAUGAGAUGAAGCCAUACAGUUACAACUUAACUGCAUGGCUUAAUGUAUGCAUCACGUCGCAGUAAACGAGCCAUGAGCUUACUGUAUCGUUGCAUCCCUGUCGUGUAUGUGUCAAAGCAUGCGUCUUUUGUGAGUAUAAAAAAGUUACAAAUACAAAGCCCAGUUUUCGGUGUUCAUUCACUGGAUAUAACAUGAACUUUUGGAUUCUUAAGAUUUAAUUUCCAUCAGUGCUAAAAUCAAUCCUUUGAGUUAAGAGUCUAAUUCUGAUUUUGGAGAAUCAUGACACCCCUAUCAACAAUACAGUCAUACCUGCAGCAGAGUGAGAAUAUAUUCAUGCAGAGGUAUGAGAUCAACCUUGUGGCCUGACAUUGUUGGUUUAUGUUUUGUGGCUUGUAUGGAAAUUGUUUUGUGUUUUAUUUUUAUUUAUUUUUUAUUCAACGGGACUUCUUUUCCCCCACUCUCUGUGACUGACAGGAAGCCAAACUCACCGACCAGCUGCCGCUAAUCAUCGUCUGUGACCGCUUCGACUUUGUCCAUGAUCUGGUGCUUUACCUGUACCGCAACAACCUGCAGAAGUACAUUGAGAUCUACGUCCAGAAGGUGAGGCUUGAAAGCCCAUCAUGACAGUUUUAAUGCAUCACUCUAUCACAGGGAGUAGCUAAUAAGAUGUGUCAUCUCAGGUGAACCCGAGCCGUCUGCCUGUUGUGGUUGGUGGACUCCUGGAUGUGGACUGCUCUGAGGAUGUGAUCAAGAGCCUGAUCCUGGUCGUCAGAGGGCAGUUCUCUACCGAUGAACUGGUGGCUGAGGUGGAAAAGAGAAACAGGUGCUGCACUGCUUUACCUACCUACAACUUUCUCCACACACCAGAGCAGUGCUCAAGUUUUUAAUCCUGCAAGUUCCUAGUGUAGUUUUAUUAGUUGGAAAACUUUGUUAACAGGCAGGAAAAUUGAAGUUAUCUGUGUGUAAGAUAAGUUGUGACGAGCUUUUAUUAGUGAAACAAUCAAAAUGAUGAAAAACUGCAUUUCACUGCGGUCGCCGUAACAGGCUCCAUCAGAACUCACUAUUAAAGUGCAAAACAGUCUUCACAAUAAGCCAAGCAGACAGGGUCAGGGAUAGACUACCUGACUCAUCGGCCAAGGUAGCAAGUAAAUGAAAAAAAUCAGCAGCUAAUUGUAAUUUUACACACUUGUUUUGGUAUGUUUCAUUGAGAUAUGAAGGUAUUAUGAGAAAUGCAAAAUCAAAGAGGAGGCCAGAGCUAGGGGUGGAUGAUAAAUUAUUGUUCACGAUUUAUAGUCAGAAAAAUCCUCCAUGAUAGAUAUUUGCCAUCUCAUGAUAAAUACAAUAAAUGCAAGUUGAUGACGUGAGCGCAAGCAACGGACUUGCAGCCAUAGCCCACACAGAGCAGAAUAACAAACAAACAUGGCUGAAGAUAAUGAAGAAGACGUUUCUGAGCAGCUCAUUACUGUACGAGGCUCCACUUGAGGGAUUUUAUUUCAAGAUGGGGGUUUAGAUUUGUUCAGUCAGGUAUGCCUGACAUCAGACAGUGGAUCUGCUGCUGUUCACUCUGUGCAACAAGAGUUUUCAACAAAUGUUGAAAAUGUUUUCACAUUUGAGAUUUGUUUGAUGUCAUUAGUUUACACAGUUAAAUAUUUCCUCCCUCUGCUCCUCCUUUACUCUGCUAAUCCAGUAAAGAACACUGCUGGAGUUUUGUUCAAAGACACAAUGUUCAGUUUCACAUGGAUGUGUAAAUGUUACUGUGAUGGUGAAGAGUGCAAAGAGUCCUGUUUUUGUGGAGUAACCAGACACUGACAUCUUUGCCCCCACAGACUGAAGCUGCUGCUUCCCUGGCUCGAGUCUCGUAUCCAUGAAGGCUGUGAGGAGCCCGCUACCCAUAAUGCUCUGGCCAAGAUCUACAUUGACAGCAACAACAACCCAGAGCGCUUCCUGAGGGAGAACCCGUACUACGACAGCCGUGUGGUGGGGAAGUACUGCGAGAAGAGAGACCCCCACCUGGCCUGUGUGGCUUAUGAGAGAGGACAGUGUGACCAGGAGCUGAUCAAUGUGAGGAGGACAUUUGAAACUUCGAUCCGUUUAUACAGCGUAAGAAGUGCUUUAAAUGAAAGGAGAAAAGGAGUUUUAAUUUGGUUCUUGUCCCCUCAGGUCUGCAAUGAGAACUCCCUGUUCAAGAGCCUGUCUCGCUACCUGGUGCGCCGCAAAGACCCCGACCUGUGGGCCAGUGUGCUGCUUGAGAGCAACCCCUUCAGACGACCACUUAUUGACCAGGUACAGUAUGACAUAAAAUUCCGAUCAUAUUUCAUACAUCUGUUCUGUGCACCUCUAAGCUGGUGUUUCUUUCCUCUCAGGUGGUUCAGACCGCCCUCUCUGAGACCCAGGACCCAGAAGAAGUGUCUGUCACAGUCAAGGCCUUCAUGACUGCAGACCUGCCCAACGAGCUCAUUGAGCUGCUGGAGAAGAUUGUGUUGGACAACUCUGUCUUCAGCGAGCACAGGUGGAGCACUGUGGAUGUUUUCUGUCUUCUCAUGAGUUUAAAAUCUACAGCGCCGUGCUUAUCAGUCGAUGUCUCUUCCUCUUUGUCACAGAAAUCUGCAGAACCUGCUCAUCCUCACAGCAAUCAAAGCCGACCGUACCCGUGUGAUGGAGUACAUCAGCAGGCUGGACAACUAUGACGCUCCUGACAUCGCUAACAUCGCCAUCAGCAAUGAGCUCUUCGAGGAGGCUUUCGCCAUCUUCAAGAAGUUUGACGUCAACACCUCUGCAGUGCAGGUCAGCCGCAAACUCUAAAACACUACGAGUAAUACUCCACCCACUAAAGAAGUGUUGACCAUCAAUAUUUUCUCCCCCCCAGGUGCUGAUUGAGCACAUUGGAAACCUGGACCGGGCCUAUGAGUUUGCAGAGCGCUGCAAUGAGCCAGCAGUGUGGAGCCAGCUGGCCAAGGCUCAGCUGCAGAAGGAGCUGGUCAAAGAGGCCAUCGACUCCUACAUCAAAGCUGACGACCCCUCUGCGUACAUGGAGGUGGUGCAGGCUGCUGAUAAGAGCGGUAAGGGGGAGAUCUGGAAAGGAAAGAUAAAAAACACCCAAUCAUCUCAAUUGAGGCUUUAGGGAUAAACCCCACUUAGGAUAUUUUUAGGUCAAAUCCGGUUUUAAUGUUGGAAAAAAAGGAUGAUCUAAAUGACUUUUUUUAAACUUAAUCAGUUCAGUAUCACAACAUUUUAUUAUACCAGCUGACAUGGUAUGGCAGCGUGAUCCUGUGAUGCCUGUAAGUUAAAAAAGCAAAGUGUAGAGGAGAGGGGAUACUGCCUGACUCAUUGUGAGCUGAUGAAACACAAGUGUUGUUAUUUGUUGGUCAGCUUUUAUUAAAAGUGAUCAAUACACGGGACACACUGCAGGCUCUGGUGUGGAGUUUGUUUUUUCUUGUUUGUCCUGCUGCCGGGCUGUUAGCCGAUAGUUAAAGCUGUUGUAGCAAGUCAUUUAUUAAAGUGCACAUUUCCACCAAUACGAGUGUUCUUUAAUCAAGUAUCAUUUUAUCUAGUAAUUGUUUCCACAUUUUUUUUAAAAUGUGUUUAUUCUUUUGGGUCUGCAAACAGGCUGUCCUGUAUCUACUGUAAAGAGUAAAGAGUGUUUUUUUUUUGUUGUUGUUUUUUUUUAACACUGCAGCUAAAUCUGUCCAUCUGUGUGUGUUUACUAGGUAACUGGGAGGACCUGGUCAAGUUCCUCCAGAUGGCCCGUAAGAAGGCCCGUGAGUCCUAUGUGGAGACUGAGCUCAUCUUCGCUUUGGCCAAAACCAACCGCCUGGCCGAGCUGGAGGAGUUCAUCAACGGACCAAACAACGCUCACAUCCAACAGGUCAGUUCCAGUCUCUGAUGAAACUUUGAGUAUAGCAUGUACAGUCUAAACUGUGAUAACUUGAACUUUUCUGGGUCUGCUCUGCAGGUCGGUGAUCGCUGCUACGAUGAGAAAAUGUAUGAAGCUGCUAAGCUGCUCUACAACAACGUCUCCAACUUUGGUCGUCUGGCUUCAACUCUGGUGCACCUCGGAGAGUACCAGGCCGCUGUGGACGGAGCCCGCAAGGCCAACAGCACCCGCACCUGGAAGGAGGUCUGCUUUGCCUGUGUAGAUGGGAAAGAGUUCAGACUGGCCCAGAUGUGCGGUCUGCACAUUGUCGUACACGCUGACGAGCUGGAGGAGCUGAUCAACUACUACCAGGUAAGAUGGAAAUCAAGACACAUUUCAGUUAAUGUGUUUUAAACAACCUUAAACUAAUUUCCUCAAAUCUCCACACUCAAUCUUCUCUCUCUGCUUUCCUCUCAGGAUCGCGGUUAUUUUGAGGAGCUGAUCACCAUGCUGGAGGCCGCCCUGGGUCUGGAGCGCGCUCACAUGGGCAUGUUCACCGAGCUGGCCAUCCUCUACUCCAAAUUCAAGCCACAGAAGAUGAGGGAGCAUCUGGAGCUCUUCUGGUCCAGAGUCAACAUCCCCAAGGUCCUGAGAGCAGCAGAGCAGGCUCACCUGUGGGCCGAGCUGGUCUUCCUGUACGACAAGUACGAGGAGUAUGACAACGCCAUCAUCACCAUGAUGAACCACCCAACAGACGCCUGGAAGGAGGGACAGUUCAAAGACAUCAUCACCAAGGUGCGGUUUGGUUUGAUUGUUUUCUUUUGAAUGUUUUUGGCUUUUUUAGGUUCAAGUCUUAAAGUCAGACUUUCAAUUGACUUUGUUUUUAUCCUAAAUUUAGUUUUUCACAUUUAUUUGAAAGAAUUUGCGGAGAACAUUAAUAAGUUGCUAGAGUACAGCAAAAUGAUUAUCCCUGCCAGGCCUCAAAUUGCACGCUGUAACCUGACUUAAUGCCUCUACCUCCUAAAUGAUUGUUUCUGUCUGAUUCUGUCUCCGGUGCAGGUGGCAAACGUGGAGCUGUACUACAAAGCCAUCCAGUUCUACCUGGAGUUCAAACCUUUGUUACUGAAUGAUUUGCUGAUUGUGCUCUCACCCAGACUGGACCACUCCCGCGCUGUCAACUUCUUCAGCAAGGUACAUUAAAGUCCCUCUAUAAUAAAGUAUAACCUGUGUUCUGGUAGGAUCUAAGUGCACCUCCAUCAGUUUAUAUGCAUUAUCAUUGAUUUAUGUUCAGUUCAAACAAUAGACCAGAGUGAACUGAUGUGAAUCUGUGACACGAUACUUGUCACAGGAACAGAAACUUUACAAGUUCCCAAAACUGAUACGAGCCGACACAGGCCAUUUUUUCAAAACAUGGUUUGACAUUCAACAGACACUCAAAAUCCCAUCUGGUUUUUACUCCUUUUUAAAGUAAACACUGAAACUAUUAAUGCAUUUACACCAAGUGCUUAAGUUUGGUUCAGCACUGUUUGGUAGAGUGAACUCUGAUCUUGCUUGCAUUUCCAGUGAACCACACAGGAAGUGUGUUGACUGCUUAAGAUCCAUUACAGCUCGAUUUGAUCAGUUUGAUGUGCGUAUUAACAGAAUAGACCGUUUAGAUUAGUGAGCAGCACAUCUCACCAAUUCACCUGUGUCGUGCACGGCAAAAAUCUAGAGAGCAGAAGUCUGAUUAGUUUCUGUGAUUUCAGCCCAAACAGACAGAAACAUGAUCAGCUGAAGGCUGUAUUUGCAAAGUAUCAGCUAUGUUUAUGUCACUUGUAGGACUGUCACAAUGUUAGAUAUUUACCUCACAAUUACAGUGGCAAUUUUCAAUAAUGGCAGUAGUGUGAUAUUUAUGGAUUUUUAAAAAAAUCAAUCAACAGAAUCACUCAAAUUGAGGAAAGGCAGGACAAGAGUGGAGUAACAAAUUACUUUACAAACUGAAACAAUUAUCGCAUUUAUCACGUCAUCAUCUGUUUCUAAUGAUAUCCAAAUUGAUGUUUAUCAUCAGUCCUGUGGCUAAAACUUCUUUGAAUAGAACUGUGCCCCAUGAAAUGAUUGUUUGUUGUGCUUUCUUGUGAUUUUAUGUGUGUGUGUGUGUGUGUGUGUGUGUGUUUACUGAAGUGGAGCACUAAGUGCAAACACAACUUGACAGCAUUGGUAGAUUUUCUUGACACCUUAACUUGUGACAUAAUUAUUGUACGUGUGUCCACAGGUGAAACAGCUGCCUCUGGUCAAACCCUACCUGCGGUCAGUUCAGAACCACAACAACAAAUCAGUCAAUGAAGCACUUAACAACCUCUUCAUCACAGAGGAGGACUAUCAGGUGAGUCAGGCCCCCAUGGUACCCUGUUAAACUUUCAUUUAGUAGUUGUCAUCAUUCUUUGACAGAAGAUGAUCUCUUCUCGCUCCGUUUAGGCACUGAGGACAUCAAUAGAUGCCUACGACAACUUUGACAACAUCUCACUGGCACAGCGCUUGGAGAAACACGAGCUGAUUGAGUUCAGGAGAAUCGCUGCUUACCUCUUUAAGGGCAACAACCGCUGGAAACAGAGUGUGGAGCUCUGCAAGAAGGACAAGCUCUACAAGGUGAACUAAACAUCGUACAAUCUCAUUCACAGAUUCUACAUAAAAGUUAAGACAUUUGAUGCAGGGGAUCGGACUCUGGUUAAGAAGAGUUUUCAUUUUUAGCGCAUUUGUAGUCCGAGUUCUUUAAUCCAACUAUUUACUGACAGGCUUUGUUGUAUCCAGGGAAAACAGUUGGUGCGGUGAGCAAAGCAGGCAGGACAUAAUCUGCAAUCUAUCCUACACCCCAUGUAUAAUGCUGGAACCACGAGUUUACAGCUCUAAAAGUUAACCACAGAAGCAGAAGUGGUUGCCAAAAGACAGCAGAUUGAUCCUGAUGUUAAACGUUGUACUAUACAGAUGAACUCAGACCUUCUCUGAACCGUGUCUCUGCUGUCCCCCUUCUAUAGGACGCCAUGCAGUACGCAUCAGAGUCAAAGGACACAGAGCUGGCCGAGGAGCUGCUGGCCUGGUUCCUGCAGGAGGACAAGAAGGAGUGUUUUGCCGCCUGCUUGUUCACCUGCUAUGACCUGCUGCGGCCUGAUGUGGUGCUGGAGACGGCCUGGAGACACAACAUCAUGGACUUUUCUAUGCCAUACUUCAUUCAGGUCAUGAGGGAGUACCUCAGCAAGGUGGGUCUGACUGAUAGGACUCGAAUGCUGAUAAAUAUUAGGCCUGUAUCUGUUACGUGAACAAUGAAAUUAGGUGAUAUGGGAACGUAGACAUCCUCUGCUUGUGUUAAAAAUACAUUCUGAAGAUUUGAAAUAGUCUCAAUAGUGAAAUCUCUCAAUGUUUUUCUCCUAUGCUGCAACUCUUCCCCUCCAGGUUGAUGCUAUUCAGGAACAGGUGAAAGCGAAACGCUCUGGUUUUAAUCUGAAAGUAUUAGCUUGAAAAAUGGCGGCCUUGAGUGUGCAUGGUUUCAGCUACGCUCACCUGGACACAGUCACUGAGACAUUUGUCAUGCUGACAGUGGAGUGGUUGAACAAAAUAACUCGCAGGGGAAAACUAAACUGUGGAUGUGUGUAGCAAAGACGGUUUUAUAGACCCCAACAAUAAGACAUUAACCUGGUCUUAUUAUGAGACGUUAACUGCAGGAUGCAAUUCAAAGAAGUCCGAGGAAAGGAAAGUAUUAAAGCUCCUGUGAGGGGUUUCAGCUGGUUUAAAACAACAACAGAAAUGAAUGGUGAAUACUAACUCCACCCACUGCAGGCAUAAACCGGUUUACUCUAACAAGACUUCAAAUCACUUCAAGUGUUUUUCCAAGCAUCUGUGAUUUCAGAUCAGAACAUUGCUAAAGCUCCGAUGGGGGGACAGCUGGUUUUUCAAUGUGAUUCAGCUGAACAGUAAGGGACAUGUUUAGAUUUGGGUUAAAACAAAGCAGCAAGAGUCAUUUUGUAAAAGACAAAAAAACACACGUAGAGGAUAAAGUCAGCACAAGCAAAAGGUUCCACUAUGGUCCACAUUGUGCCCCGAAACCAACACAAACCAGAAGUCACUUCCUGUAGCUUUAAAAUAAUUAUAGGUUUGUGGUUGAAGAAUAAACAGGGGAUUAAAUGCAGGGUUUGACAGUGCGACUGUUUCACUUGCAUUUGCGACUAAAAAUAGAUCUGUGCGAAUUGUAAAAUGUGUUUAGGGGCACAUGUGCGCAUGAAAAAAAUCAGCCGGCAACAAAUGUGUUUUCAUGUAAACACCGCAGUGAAGUUAGUUUUGGGUUAGAUAUCCGAUGGACAUUCACUGAGGAUCUUCCGGUGUCUUCUCACUCUCCAUAACCAGGAAUAGCAACAGCAGCGCGGUUAAAUCUACCCGGCACCCUCGCUGUCAACGUCGGGUGUUGAAUAAGGGACCAUCAACAAAUUAAUUACAAUUAAAUUACUAAUUAAUUACAUUAAUUAUCAAUAAAUUACAUCAAUACGUUGAUGUUCUCAAAAAAGGCUGUUUUCCUUCAAUAAAUACCAUGUCAUGUGACCAAAAGACUUCAAAUUCAUUGCAAAUAAUACUAUUUACAUUUUUAUUACUAUUUAUUUUUGUGUUAAAUGUAAAGGCAAAUUUUGAACAUAUUUUUCAAUAGCUACCAUGUCAUGUGACCAAAAGACUUCAAAUUGAUUUCAAAUAAUAGUACUUAAGUCAACUAAUAAGACGCACAUUAUUUGAUCAAUUUUCAUUGUGCCCCCAAAGUUCUUUGUGUGCUCCUUACUUUUUUAACUUAUGAGCACAUAUGAUCCUUGUGAAAAAAGUUUGUGUCACUGAUUUGAGGACACAGAAAUACAAAAUAGCAAAAUACACGCAGGAAAUUAAGUAAGACAAGAUUGUAACUAAACCAUUUAGACAUGAAGAUCAUCUAAACAGAAGAUGCAGGUUGUGCCAGUCGUUAGAAACACUCAUUUGCUAAAAAAUAAACAGCAAACAGAAGUGAAAUCAGAGGUUUACUCAGAAGGGUCUGUUUUGAGGAAGCACCUGAACUCUGUAGCUUGAGUCAAAGUGGAAAUAUUCUCUCUGAAGUUUUGCGUCUGUUGGUGUUGAAAGAGAGUUUAAAAAGUCAUUCUCUUUAGCUAGAUUUAAAGCACAUUUCAUCACAGAUGUAGACACUGACCGUCAUGACUGUAAGAUUCUUGGGGUUCAUGUGUUUGAGGUUUUCUCUGGUCAUCAUCAGACUAAUGCAUGCACAGUAACAUCUCUUACUGAUCCCCGGCAGCAGGCUGUUGGUUGUGCCUGGCUUCAUGUGAAAAAAAAAAGUUAAGCUGUGUGCAGCACUUUGUCUCAAACUCACUCCCCUCCUUCUCCUGCUCCCUUCACCUCCUCCUUCCCCCUCCUCCUCCUCCUCCUCCUCCUUCUUCCUCCCAAAUUGCAUCUCAGCCCUGCAGCCCGUCCCUCACUGCCAGUGGAGCAGCACUGAAAGCAUGGGACUGUUUCUGUUUUCAGAUUUCAGCUCAGUGGGAAUGAGUGCAGAGAACUUGAUUUAAGAAGCUUCUGUCUUUGUGGAGACGCAUGUGGGAGCGAAAAAGGAAAUAAAUGUUUGUAAGAUGAGGAGAUGAUCUGCUCAGCAUGCCUUCUUCUUUUUAUCUCUCGAUUUAACCUUCAUUCAGGUGCCACUGCUUUAAAACACAGACAUCCUUCUUACAUUUGGCUCAUUUACUCACGAGCUGAAGGGUUCAACUGAUCAAACAUGUAGUUUUUUAAUAGAAUUGAUAGAAUUUUAAUGUGGAAGAGGGGAGAAAAUACAAGUAUGAAAAGCUCAAGCUGAUUUUUAUUUAAUCACCUUGUUUUUAAACGUUUUUGUUGAAGGUAAAGUCUGGGUACGUUGUUAGCCUUACUCUAGUCUAAAUAGUUCACACAGACUGGUUAAUGAGCGUAUGCUGCAAAGAUUUGUUGUAACUUGUUUAUUAUGUCGCUGCCCUGUAGUUUGAUGUCUUCAUUAUGUCUCUGAAUGCUGUUAUUUCUUUGCCUUGCAGGUAGAUAAACUAGAAACCUCAGAGUCUCUAAGGAAAGAGGAGGAGCAGGCAACAGAGACGCAACCCAUCGUCUAUGGUAACAAUCCUUUUCAUUACACCGGUGUUUGUUUAUAUGUGGUUAUAAGCAGGCUGCUGUCCUGAGUGCUUUUUAGUCCUGGGAUAAAACAGACUUCCCUGAGGCCCCACACAACUUUGAAAAACAGAACUGUUUUCUAUGAUUUUCUUAUCAUAAACCUGCAGUUAAGUGUUUUUUAUCCACUCUGGGUCAGCAGGAACAAAUCAUGAACACAAUAUUGACAGGUCAUCAAUGCUGUAAACUUGAUAGUUUUCCAGGUGUUAAUUAUUCAGCUGUAAUCACAGUUGAUUACAGUCUGUCUGCUGUUAGCGCUGAGCAGCUGGUACACAGCAAGUGUUUAGAAACUUUUUACUUGUGAAAAUAGCUGACUGAUUUGACCAAAUUUGUGUAUACAGAGUCAUGAAUCAAAAACCAUUUUGUGUGAUAUAUUUGUUUGUACCCACCCAGCUGUAAAAGUCAUGAAUGAAAGUCAGGUUUUGGAGUAAACAUGCAUUUAACCCUAACAGAGACCUAACAUACUGUAUGUAAACUAGAUGGUAGUCUUCCAUCUUUGCUCUCUGGUGUAUAAGUGAACAUUGCACAGGUCAAGAUUAUGAUAGCAUUAUAUUCUUUUCUUACAGGCGCACCCCAGCUGAUGCUGACAGCGGGCCCCAGCGUACCCGUGGCCCCUCAGCAAGCUUACGGCUACGGCUACCAGGCGCCUGCAGGAUUCAGUCAGCCAGCAGCCCAGCCAGGCUUUGGCUACAGCAUGUAAAGACCCCCCACCUCCCCUCCUCCCUCCUCCCCAUCCAUCCCCUGUUUUCUCUGCACACGCAGGCUGGAGCUACCAUCCAUCCAUCUCCCACAGUCCUUCACCAGACCAUUGUUAUUGUCUCUGUCUGCCCCCUGCUGGCAGCAGAGGGUAUCACAGACAAACCUUAGAGUUUUUUUUUAACUUGAUAUUUCCUCUCUUGAAACUGUCAUGAAGGACUCAGUUUUUCUUUCUGUUUGUCAAAGAAAAAAAAAGCACCGCAAAGAUUAAUUUUCUCACAUUCCGUAUUGACUAGAUAAACUUUCUUUUUGUUUAUUUUAUUUGAAUGGGAAAUGGUUUAUGUACUAUGGGGGGCUUUUGUGGGAAGAGCUAGUCCUCCUCCCGGUUUAAAAAAGAAAACUUGGUCUGUUGUGAAGCAUCUGAUUUGCACUCUGUAGUGAGAAGAAUUAAUGUAGAACCUUUUUUUCCUUUUUGAUGUGUGUGAGCAGCUUCCUCUGUCCGACUGUAAAAUGCAUUGAAUUAUUGUAUAUUCAGACACAAAAGUAAUGCUAAUAUGUUCCUCUGUGUUUGAAGACGAGACUGCCGCCUCCAUGACCACAGUAAAUCCUGAAACACUACGUCUACGAACCUGUCAUGUGCCCACACAGACACACACACAGAUACACACAGAUACACACACUUCAGGGCUGUUUAUUGAAGUAAAUCAGAGAGUAUUUUACAUACGAUUAUCAGGAAAGUCUCCGUCUUUCCAGCUAAACCUAUGCAGGACUCUCCAAAUAAAUUCACCUGACAUUUCCAUGUGCUUUAAAUACGGCUCUUAACGUGGGACCAUUUCACCGCAGAGGGACUGCAGACCUGUUUGUGUUAAACUAACGUGCCCCCACCCCCGCCUGCUCUGCUCCUUCUUUCCCCCCUGCAGUUAGUUUCUGCUGUUUGGUCACUGUUCUUUAGUGUCGAGGGGAGAUUUUUCAGACUCUGCUCUCCUCCUCUGUGUCCUGUUCAAAGAUGUCUCAUAACCCCUUUCUCAGUUGACCCCGCUCACUCUCUCCACAAACACAGGACUCGUGGUAAUUUUGAAGUUUUUAUCAAAGGCUUGCGUGUAUACAGGAAUUCAAUCAUUAACUCCUUUGAACUUAUAUUCUUAUCUAAAUUACCUUAGAUUUAAAUUGUGCACUUAAAAUACUUGAUUGUGCAUAAUCUGGAUUAUAAUGAAUGAAACAGCGGUUUUGUUUUCCACUUAAAAAAAAUAAAUAAAGGCUUCUUGUUUGUCAAUAA